Messenger RNA from Aspergillus ochraceoroseus IBT 24754, 1566 nucleotides. RefSeq names its product DnaJ and TPR domain protein. NCBI's taxonomy places the organism in Eukaryota, Fungi, Ascomycota, Eurotiomycetes, Eurotiales, Aspergillaceae. Gene Ontology annotation, biological process: protein folding in endoplasmic reticulum. Bases 1 to 1566 code for a protein of 521 amino acids. The record is from RefSeq and is a predicted model, not a curated record. Gene Ontology annotation, molecular function: protein-folding chaperone binding; misfolded protein binding. Gene Ontology annotation, cellular component: endoplasmic reticulum. The transcript is spliced from 2 exons.
AUGCUGAUUCCACUCGGAGCAAUUACUAUUCUGCUUGCCUGUAUGCCAGGUAGCUAUGGGCUCGAAUCACCAAUAGCCCCAGAUACCCCUCUUUCGUCUUUAAUUGCGUCCGCGAAGACCCAUCUUUCCGGCGGCUCCCCUCGCGACGCUUUGAUUUAUCUCGAUGCUGCCAUCUCGAGAGACCCUACAAACUACCUCACUGUCUUCCAGCGAGGUGCUGCCUAUCUUUCCCUAGGGAAACGCUCGCAGGCCCUCGACGAUUUCGACCGAGUCCUCGAGUUAAAACCGGAUUUCGAAAGCGCGCUGCUGCAAAGAGCCCGCCUUAGAGCCAACUCCGCAGAUUGGUCAGGCGCACUGAACGAUCUGGAGAAGGCUGGCAAAAAGUCUUCCCCCGAAUACAAAGAACUUCAUGAAGCAUCUGGCGCGGCGUCUCGAGCGCAGGAUGCGGAGAAGCAUAGCGCCUGGGAUGCCUGCGUAAGUGAGGCGAGUACUGCAAUCACAAAGGCCAGCGCAUCCCUUCAUCUUCGGCAAACCCGUGCACAUUGCCGUUUCGAAAAGGGGGAAAUAGAAGAAGGAAUCAGCGACCUUGUCCACAGCUUAUACAUAUCGCCAGGCCUGAUAGAGCCGCAUUUGCAGAUAUCUUCAAUGCUCUUUUAUGCCCUCGCGGAUCGUGAACGAGGCGUCGCACAAAUUCGAAAGUGUUUACAUUCGGAUCCAGACUCAAAACCAUGCAAUCGGCUUUACCGGCAGGAAAAACAACUCGCGAAAAAACUCCAGAAAUUAGAUGACGCUAUUGCGGCGCGGAAGUUUAACAAUGCCAUAAAUAUUUUGGUGGGGACCGAAGGCGAGGCCGGUCUCAUCGAUAGUGUUAAAGAGGAUACGGAGCAAGCGAAGGAAGCAGGUCACAUCCACUCUUCGGCUCCAAAGCGGCUUCAUGCGUCGCUGAUUGAGCAGGCUUGCGAGGCCUACAGUCAGGUGCAUAUGUCGAAACGCGCUGCUAUUUACUGUUCCGACGCCCUGGACAUGAAUCCCCAUUCAUUGCCGGCUCUUUUGUUCAAGGGUCAGGUUGCUCUAAACGAAGAUCGGUUCGAUGAGGCCAUACAUCUUCUUAACACUGCCAAGGAACAUCAUCCCGGCUCUAAGGAAGUGCAAAGUCUUUUACAAAAAGCCGCGGUUUUGCAAAAGCGCUCUAAGCAGAAAGAUUACUACAAGGUCCUCGGUGUCAGCAGAGACGCUGACGAACGUACCAUUAAACGGGCGUACCGUCAACUAACAAAACAACACCAUCCUGAUAAGGCCAAGUCCCAGGGAGUCACCAAAGAGGACGCGGAGAAGAAGAUGGCUGCUAUUAAUGAGGCUUAUGAGGUUCUGUCCGACCCUGAGGUUAGGGCACGCUAUGAUAACGGUCACGACCCCAAUGACCCAGAUUCUCAAAGGCAAAAUCCAUUCCAGGGAAGCCCAUUCGGUUCAGGAGGUGGUCAACAGUUCUUUUUCCAGCAAGGGGGUCCGCAGUUCAAGUUUUCUUCUGGCCAGGGAUUUAAUUUCCCAGGUGGAUUUCCGUUUUAA